Beta vulgaris subsp. vulgaris (sugar beet) is the source of this 1614-nucleotide messenger RNA. Its product is annotated as ATP synthase subunit gamma, mitochondrial. The transcript is spliced from 9 exons. The coding region runs from base 190 to 1161 and encodes 323 amino acids. Lineage: Eukaryota; Viridiplantae; Streptophyta; Magnoliopsida; Caryophyllales; Amaranthaceae. Gene Ontology annotation, biological process: proton motive force-driven ATP synthesis. The record is from RefSeq and is a predicted model, not a curated record. Gene Ontology annotation, molecular function: proton-transporting ATP synthase activity, rotational mechanism.
AAUAGCAAGUGUGUGCGCGUUAAAGACAAAGGGAGAGAGAAGAAACAAAACUUCACACAUCCAUCCAAUCCCUAAAUUUUGUAUCCCCAUUUUCUUCUCUUUCAUUUCACUCUUCUCUCUCUACGAAACAACUAAAACUACCUAAGCUAGGGUUUCUAACAUCAUCAAAUCCUUCAAUCAAAUUCAACAAUGGCGAUGUCAGCUCUUAGACGUGAAGGAAGGCGUUUUACGUCUAUCGUUUCUCCUAAUUCAAUCAAUGUUCUUCGCUCCUCUAUCCUUUCUUCAGAGGAGCAGACAACUUUGGGAACUCGCUACAUUUCUACCCAAAUUGUUAGAAAUCGUAUGAAGAGUGUUAAGAACAUCCAGAAGAUUACAAAGGCUAUGAAGAUGGUUGCAGCCUCAAAGCUAAGACAAAUCCAAACCAAAGCUGAAAAUUCCCGUGGCUUAUGGCAGCCUUUCACAGCACUUCUUGGGGAUACCCCUAGUGUUGAUGUUAAAAAAAAUGUUGUUGUUACAAUCUCCUCUGACAAAGGUCUCUGUGGUGGUAUCAAUUCCACCUCAGUCAAAGUAAGCAGAGCUAUUCGUAAGCUGAAUGAUGGUCCUGAUAAAGAAAUUAAAUUUGUUGUCUUGGGAGAGAAAGCCAAAAUGCAGCUUAUCCGUGAUUCAAGGAAGGAUAUUGAUAUCUGCAUGACUGAGCUGCAAAAGAAUCCUCUGAACUAUACACAGGUGGCAGCACUUGCUGAUGAUAUCUUGAAGAACGUGCAGUUUGACGCCUUGAGAAUUGUAUUCAACAAGUUUGGCUCUGUUGUGUCAUUUCUUCCUACAAUGUCAACUGUCUUGUCUCCCGAGAUUGUUGAGAGAGAAUCUGAGGCUGGUGGAACGCUAGGUGAACUAGAUUCGUAUGAAAUUGAAGGUGGAGAGACAAAGUCGGAGAUACUUCAGAAUCUUGCCGAGUUUCAAUUGUCUUGUGUGUUGUUCAAUGCUGUCUUGGAGAAUGCUUGCAGUGAGCAAGGUGCUAGGAUGUCUGCCAUGGAUAGCUCAAGCAGAAAUGCUGGAGAGAUGCUUGAUCGUCUAACACUUACCUAUAACAGGACUCGCCAAGCAUCUAUCACCACUGAACUUACUGAGAUUAUUUCUGGAGCAUCUGCUUUGGAGGGCUAGAUGACAGGCAAAUUGUUUGUGCUUUACCUUGACGUUGACGAAAUAAGUUCAGUACAGUCUUUUCUCAGCCUUUUGCUGUCCCUUGGGAGAGAGUUCUGAAAAAUCUAUAUAAUAAUUACUCCCAACGAAUUUUUUCUGGGAACAUCAGAAAGCCUUUUCUUCUUUCCGAGGGUUCUUUUUAAAAAAAGUUAUAUUUUUGGUUUUGAUUUCGAUUGUGGAAUAUUUUUAUAUGGUGCCAAGGGUUUGUGCUAAACAACCAAUGUUCUUGAGCUGCCAUAUAUUGCUUAAGUGCCGUCUUUGUAAUUUCCUCAUCCUUGGGCAACAGAAAUGUAUCUGGUACCUGAAGGCACAUUUUUGUUGGUCUUGCUUUCUACUGAGUUUAUAGUUCCAAUCCAAAUUCGUCGUGUAAUGCUGUAUGCGAAACUAACUCUCGUAUGAGGGACUUCCUUUUAA